UUAAAAACGGCAACAAGCAGUGCAGAACAAAAGAAAACGGCAAACCACAGCCGAAAGAAAAGUGAAUUCCAUGCCAAAUACAAAGGGAAUACAAGUGAAGUGUUAUCAACACGCCAAAGCCAAAGCGAAGGCUAAAAGCUAAAAGUAAACAAGAACUUACAAGCCAAAUUAAUAUACAAUCCACAAGCAUAAACCUAAAACUCAUUUCGAGAGCACGCGUUAACGCAUCAAAAUUGCGAUCAGUACUAAUUUAAUUACGUGCGGGGCGUGCAGCAAUCAGAGCGAAGAAAUCAUUAUGAUAUUAUCCUACAGAUAUAUUUAUUCAGUUCUACUGACCACAAUUGCCAGCAUUAUGGUUGUGCUCAGCUCGGCUCCGCACAUGCAGCUGCCGGUGCGCAAAUGCACUGGACCUGCAGCACACAACAUGGCCAUGAGUCUGGCGACUUACGGUCUGCUGGAGAACCGCAUCAGCACACUGGAUGCACCGCAGCAGACACACUGGACGAAGAAGUUUCUGGCCAAACGGGAGGCGACACCGCAUUCGGCACCGUUCGUUGUCAGCAUACAGAUGAUGACACCGGAUCAGGGCCUGGUGCACUACUGUGCCGGCACUGUGAUCAACGAGCAUUGGAUUUUGACUGCAGCCCAUUGUCUCAGCUCACCGCAAUUGGUGGAAAAUUCGGUGAUUGUGGCCGGUAGCCACGAUAUACACAAUCGACGCGGCGAGGCGGGAAAUGUGCAGGUGCGUCACAUCGAUUACUAUGUGCGCCACGAGCUGUAUUUGGGCGGCGUGAAUCCCUACGAUAUUGCGUUGAUCUAUACCAAGAAACCGCUUGCCUUCGAUGAGUAUGUGCAGCCGGCAACGAUGCCAGAGCAGGAUGCUCAUCCGGAGGGCUAUGGCACGCUAUACGGCUGGGGCAACGUUUCAAUGACAGCGGUGCCCGACUAUCCGCACAAACUGCAACUCGCCAAUAUGCCCAUUUUGGAUAUGACACUAUGCGAGGAGAUUCUUGCCCGUUCCGGCUUGGAAUUGCACGAGACGAAUCUGUGCACAGGCCCACUGACCGGUGGCGUGAGCAUCUGCACCGCCGAUUCAGGCGGUCCACUUAUGCAGGAAUGCUGUGAACCGCAUUUGCAGCAGAGCAACGUCAUCAUUGGCAUAGUCUCCUGGGGCCGAUUGCCCUGCGGCCAGAAGAAUGCGCCCUCCGUGUUUGUGCGCGUCUCCGCGUUUACCGACUGGAUCAAUCAAAUUAUCAGCACGGCCACACAAUUUAUGUAGCGAGGAGGAUUAACACCACGGAGAGAGAUUUUCUGGAACGCAGCUCGAAUGUAAUAAAUCGAAAAAAAAACUAUCAAGCCUCACAAAAUAUCGAGAAAAAAAUGACUCGAACCAAACCAAAAAAAAAAAAAAACUAAACUAAUCUCAACAUUUAUUUAGUGAUAAUUAUAUACUGCCCCCCGUAAACUAAGCCAACUAAACUUAAGUCGCCAAAAUUGUUCCUAAUAAAAAACGAA
Drosophila grimshawi is the source of this 1515-nucleotide messenger RNA. RefSeq names its product serine protease VLSP-1. Gene Ontology annotation, molecular function: serine-type endopeptidase activity. Lineage: Eukaryota; Metazoa; Arthropoda; Insecta; Diptera; Drosophilidae. The transcript has a single exon. Gene Ontology annotation, biological process: proteolysis. The record is from RefSeq and is a predicted model, not a curated record. Bases 296 to 1279 code for a protein of 327 amino acids.